UACCUAAAAAUCCUCAACCACGAAAUUUUGUUAAAUAUAAUAUACAUCACAGGAAAGGUAAAAUAUUGUGUUACCAAUAUAAAUAGGUAUUUUUACAUACAUCAUAUGGAAAUAUAUUGUUAUGUAUAGGCGCUUGCUAUACUGAAAUACUCAUGUAAAAGAAAAUCAAUCUCUCUUAUAUUUGUGAAAUGCACAUAUGCCUGGCGCCAAAAAAAAAAAAAAAACUCUCUGACGUCAGCUCUGGUGCAGAUCCUCAUCUAAAAAGAAUCAAAGCAAAUCCCCAACCCCUGUGUUUCAAAUGCACAUUUUAUCUUUUUCUUUUUUUUCUUUCGCAUGACGAUUUCAGCGGCCGUUCAUUGCGUCGCACCUCCUCGUCAUGACAACGAGCAGAGAGAUUGAAAUAUGGCAAGUGGUGUCCUAUGAGAGAGAGAGAGAGAGAGAGAGAGAGAGAGACGGAACCGCACUGAGAGAGAGAGAGGAUGAGAGAGAGAGGCUGUUGGAGCACAAGCCGUGGGAUCCUCUCCAGUGCAGGCAUCGCGCUCCAUAAUAACACCACCACCGCAUCCUCAUAUUUAACGCACAUUCUGGUGCUAUUCUCUAACCAUGAAGGCUAAACGGAAGAUCCCUGCCUCGCUGUCUCCCAGUCUGAGCCUCUGUUUUCUGUGAAGAGCAUCAUAUAAUAGUGAAUCCAAGAGAGAGAGAGCACCACGCAAGCGCGUAAAAAGAAGAAGAUUGGACACCUCUAUUUUUUUUUGUUGGUGCGCUUUUAGAGCGUCUCUUUCACAUAUUCGAAGUCAAACAUUCGGUGUUUUUCGAAGAGGCCCCCCCAGCGGUGCCGUGGAUACCGUGUGGAUUAUUAUUAUUACCAGCAUGGACAACAAAUGGGGAAAAGAGGACAGAUCGCUGCGUUGACUUUUGAAGCAACGCGCACAGUCUUGACGCUAUAGCGUUACGCAUUUCUUUUUUUUUUUCCUUUUUUUUUUUACUGUGAGCGCCUUUUUCCCCCUCCUGUUCGAAUCCCACUCGCUGCUGCUGCAUCUCACCCAACAUUAUAUAUAUAUAUAAAAAAAGAAAAAAAGUCUAAUAUUUGGUGGAUCUAAGGAACAGAGCCGGGGUGUUGUCAGAGAGGGAUGAGAGGAGGAGGGGGCAGUAUGAGGUGUGCUUUUUUUGGAAAAGCCGGAGAAAGACGGACACCAAGAAGGUGUACUGAUGUGCGGACGCCUGCGACGCGUUGCCCUCCUGAGAAAUAAUCGCGAUCAGGGUGGAAGAAAUGGCCUAGUUUAAAAAAAAAAAAAAAACACCAUCGACACACCGGCAAGAGAAGAAUCGUGUUUAGAUGGACGGGCCAUCAUCAUCAUCGUCAUCAUCACAAUCCCAGCGAGUCUUUUAGGUGUAAUUGGCUUCCUGACUGCAGCUCUGGACCCAUCAGGAGUUCCAAAGAGGAAGACGGAUGAGACCACAGAGUCUACCUGAGAAUGCUACCUGUCCCUCCGCCUCGCCAUGUCACCCUAGGAAAACUGCUAACCCGUCCCCUUCCACAAAUCCUCUUUUUGCCUUUGUUAUUUUCCAUAUCCCACUGAGUUUGUGAUCCCUCUCUACACCCAGCUGAAGUCCUAGUGAUAUGACUAAAAGAGCCUUUAUUUUGGACAUGUUGUUUUUUCCUCUCAAUGCUGCCAGCCACCAAGGCUAUGGUGGGAAGCGUCAUUAUACUUCUCAGCAGGUUGCUAAUCACUGUCUGCUGUGGCUCUUGGGACUAGUGCUACACCUCACCCUUUCCUCGUGUCAACGGGUUGACCUGAAACACCCCAUAGUGUCCACUGGCUAUGGAAAGAUACGUGGCAUCAGGAAGGAGCUCAACAAUGAGAUCUUGGGCCCCGUGGAACAGUACCUAGGUGUGCCGUAUGCCACCGCGCCUAUCGGCGAGCGCCGCUUCCAGCCUCCCGAAGCGCCGGGCUCCUGGCAAGAGAUCCGCAACGCCACCAAUUUUGCGCCAGUGUGUCCCCAGAAUGUGCACGGGGUUUUACCUGAGAUCAUGCUACCGGUGUGGUUCACGGACAACCUGGAUGCCGCAGCGAUCUAUGUUCAGAACCAGAGCGAGGACUGCCUUUACCUCAACAUCUACGUACCAACUGAAGACGGUCCGCUCACAAAAAAACAAGAUGAGUCUACACUGAACAGACCAAGGGAUGAAGAUAUUCGGGAUCGUCGUAAGAAGCCAGUGAUGCUGUUCAUCCACGGAGGCUCCUACAUGGAGGGCUCAGGGAACAUGUUUGACGGCAGCGUCCUUGCUGCCUACGGAAACGUCAUCGUGGUCACUAUGAACUAUCGGCUCGGUGUGCUCGGGUUUCUGAGCACAGGGGACCAGUCUGCUAAGGGGAACUAUGGCUUGUUGGACCAGAUCCAGGCCCUGCGCUGGCUCAAUGAAAACAUUGGCCACUUUGGAGGAGACCCAGAGAGAAUCACCAUCUUUGGCUCGGGAGCCGGUGCCGCCUGCGUGAACCUCCUCAUCCUCUCCCACCACUCCGAGGGCCUGUUCCAGAGGGCCAUCGCGCAGAGUGGCUCAGCCAUCUCCAGCUGGGCGGUCAACUACCGGCCGAUGAUGUACACCAAGAUUCUGGCGAGGAAGGUCGGAUGCACUCUGGGGGACAUGGCCGAGCUGGUGGACUGCCUGAGGAGGAAGAGUUUCCGGGAGCUGGUGGACCAAGACAUCCAGCCCGCGCGCUACCACAUCGCCUUCGGGCCCGUGGUGGACGGUGACGUGGUGCCCGAUGACCCUGAGAUCCUCAUGCAGCAGGGCGAGUUCCUGAACUACGACAUACUGCUUGGCGUCAACCAGGGAGAGGGCCUGAAGUUCGUGGAUGACAGUGAAGGAGAAGACGGAAUAUCAGCGGCCUCGUUUGACUAUACCAUCUCCAACUUUGUGGACAAUCUAUAUGGAUACCCUGAUGGUAAGGACAUCCUGAGGGAAACCAUAAAGUUCAUGUACACAGACUGGGCCGACAGGGACAACAGUGACAUGCGCAGGAAGACCCUCCUGGCUCUGUUCACGGAUCACCAGUGGGUGGCACCGGCCGUCGCCACCGCCAAACUGCACGCCGAGUUCCAGUCACCCGUCUAUUUCUAUACCUUCCACCACCACUGUCAGACCGAGGCCAGGCCAGAGUGGGCCGACGCGGCCCACGGAGAUGAGAUCCCCUAUGUGUUUGGGAUUCCCAUGGUGGGAGCCACUGACCUGUUUCCCUGUAACUUCUCCAAGAAUGAUGUAAUGCUCAGUGCUGUAGUCAUGACAUACUGGACCAACUUUGCCAAGACAGGGGAUCCUAACCUACCAGUUCCUCAGGACACCACGUUUAUCCACACCAAGCCCAACCGCUUUGAAGAGGUCAUCUGGACCAAGUUCAGCUCCAAAGACAAGCAGUACUUGCAUAUCGGCCUGAAGCCUCGUGUCAGAGACAACUACCGGGCCAACAAGGUGGCCUUCUGGCUGGAGCUGGUGCCGCAUCUCCACAGCCUCCAGAAGGAAAUCAUUAGCUCCAUCACAACUCGACUGCCGCCCGGAGGCACCACCCGCUGGCCAACUGGCACCCGUUCCACGCGACACCCCGUCAUCUCCACCUAUCCGCCUGACCCUGAGCCCGACGGUUCGGAGAGACCCCGCAAUACCCCCUUCCCCGACGAGACGAGGGACUACUCCACCGAGCUGAGCGUGACAGUAGCCGUGGGCGCCUCGCUUCUUUUCCUGAACGUGCUCGCCUUUGCCGCGCUUUACUACAAACGGGACAAGCGCCACGAACUCAUGCAGAGGCGCCACCGCCGGCUGUCCCCGCAACGCGUCACGACGAUGGGCAUGGGCGUCGGCAUGGGAGUGGUAGGGGCCCCGCCGCACAAUGACCUGGCGCUGAGCCAGGAGGAGGAGCUGAUGUCGCUGCAGAUGAAGCAGCAGAGAGUGGAGCUGGAACACGGCACGCCCCUCCCGUCCCGCGGCGUCCUAGGCGACCUGGAACCCCUGCGGCCUCCAGUGUGCCCGCCCGACUACACGCUGGCCCUGCGGCGGGCGCCGGAGGACGUGCCGCUGAUGACAGCCAACACCAUCACCAUGAUCCCCAGCACCAUCAGCAGCAUGCAGCCCCUCCACCCGUUCAACACGUACCCUCCUGUCCCAGCGCCCUCCACUACACCCAUCCCCAGCCACAGCAACAAUGCCCUGCCACACCAACACUCCACCACCCGUGUAUAGGACCAGGCACAACCUCUGCUACCCCACUCUGGGCUCACAGAGACGCACCACACAAACUGCUCCAUACUCUCACCACCCUCUAUUCUUCUUCACUAUAUCUUUGUCUUUUCUCAUUAAGCCCUCAAAUAAAGCUGCAGUUUGUAAGAUUUUAAGCAGUGAAAUACCUCUAAAAUGUACUCAUAAAUCAAGGGGGAGUUGAUUAAAAAAGCUCCUUCGCCAAAAGCCCGUCAUCAUAGGUACAUACUGCUUUGCCCCGUUAAAGCUCCUUCAAUAUCUCGUGCUUAUAAGUGAGCCACCAAAACGCAGCUUUAAGCCUGUAACUCUCUAAAAGAGGUAUCAAGCUAAUCACAAUCAGCAGGACAUCUUAUGUGUAGCUCGCUUGUUUUGCGCAUGUGUUGUUGUGUCAGUGUACAAACUAUGUUUGUCAUAGAAUGCAUAUAUUCGCUUUCAUUCAUUUAGCGAAAACAUAAUACAGUAGCGAGCAGCUUCGAGCGAGGCGGCAUAUGCCCCGACAAGCUGUCUGUCAUAAAGCGGUGAUUUCUUGAAACUUACAAAUUGCAGCUUUAAAGGCCCAAUCUGGAAGUGGAAUUUGGCACCCUGUGUUGAGCGCCACGGCCCGACAGCUGUCUCUGUGUUCUGAUUUUGGGGACUUUUGUUUCGGUGUGAAAUGUAUUGACAGCGCUGGAAGUACAAGGAUGAGCUAUUUGACAUUUAAAGCAUGAGUUUUUCAUGGAUUUUAAAACUUUAUUUCUUCUGUUUACAAAUUGAUGCACCUGAGGCCAGUACUACAAAAGUGAGUUCAAGAUACCCAGGGUAUCUUCUCGUUAUCUGGCUUAACUAACACUAACAACCGCGAUCACGCUAAACGGUCCUGUGACGGUGGUUAUCAACUCAGUAAGUCAACCCAGGGUUUCUAAAUCUGGCUAUUAGUACGUUCACAUAAAGGGGCGGUGUUUGCAGCAUAUGACCAAUCGCAAACAUGGACAAGUACUGUGAGCAGAGCGGCACAUUUUACAAUCCAAGACCGAACUAUAAUGUUAGACAAAUACGAAGAAGUUAAACCCAUAAUCCAGGCUAAAAUUAACACAGUUGAAGCUGCCAAAUGCAGGAAGGACAGCUGGCAAAAGAAAAAAUUGCUGAUGUGUGAAUGUGUAAAUUAACAGACUUAUAAUAUCUCUGCCCCAUCUAGAGCACGGGUAGAUCUGACUAUAAUUACUUUGUGUGUUCGUGUUAAAUUAAUAUGAUGCUUAGACAAUAUAAUAGAAGAAAUUACUUCAUUAACCCCUUGGAGGUAAAAUUGUAUGACAAUUUGACCUUCUUUCAGCUGCGUCCCCGACCCCAGCGGUGUGAAACAGACUUGGGGAGCAAAUAAAUAUAAAAACAUAAUUAAAAGCGGUAAACACCCACAGCAUUAAGCCAGCUGUCCUUCCUGCA
This is a messenger RNA of Sebastes umbrosus (honeycomb rockfish), 5671 nucleotides long. It is a transcript of the gene nlgn2b, whose product is annotated as neuroligin 2b. The transcript is spliced from 9 exons. Gene Ontology annotation, biological process: presynaptic membrane assembly; postsynaptic membrane assembly; modulation of chemical synaptic transmission. The record is from RefSeq and is a predicted model, not a curated record. The coding region runs from base 1622 to 4237 and encodes 871 amino acids. Gene Ontology annotation, cellular component: synapse; postsynaptic specialization membrane; cell surface. NCBI's taxonomy places the organism in Eukaryota, Metazoa, Chordata, Actinopteri, Perciformes, Sebastidae. Gene Ontology annotation, molecular function: neurexin family protein binding; signaling receptor activity.